This is a messenger RNA of Erinaceus europaeus (western European hedgehog), 4495 nucleotides long. RefSeq names its product WD repeat domain 19 (gene WDR19). Gene Ontology annotation, molecular function: protein binding. Bases 71 to 4099 code for a protein of 1342 amino acids. The transcript has 37 exons. The record is from RefSeq and is a predicted model, not a curated record. Lineage: Eukaryota; Metazoa; Chordata; Mammalia; Eulipotyphla; Erinaceidae. Gene Ontology annotation, cellular component: intraciliary transport particle A; cilium. Gene Ontology annotation, biological process: cilium assembly; intraciliary retrograde transport.
GGUAGCUUUCUCGGAGGAGAUCGGGUGCGCCUGCGCACUUGCAAGAUCGCGCGGCUGCUGGAGCUUUGCGAUGAAGCGUGUUUUCUCACUGGUAGAAAAGAGUUGGCUUGGCACACCAAUACAGUUUACGUGGCAGAAAACAUCAGGAAACUACCUUGCAGCAACAGGAGCUGACCAUACUGUGAAAAUAUUUGAUCGCCAUGGUCAAAAAAGAAGCAAAAUUAAUUUACCUGGUAACUGUGUUGCUAUGGAUUGGGAUAAAGAUGGAGAUAUCCUAGCAGUGAUUGCUGAGACCUCCAGUUGCAUUUAUCUAUGGGAUGCCAACAAAAAUAAAACCAGCCAGCUAGACAGUGGCAUGAGGGAUCAAAUGUCUUACCUUCUUUGGUCAAAAGUUGGAAGUUUCCUGGCUGUUGGAACUGUUAAAGGAAAUUUGCUGAUUUAUAACCAUCAGACAUCUCGAAAGAUUCCUGUCCUUGGAAAACAUACUAAAAGAAUCACAUGUGGCUGUUGGAAUGCAGACAAUCUGCUUGCUUUAGGUGGUGAAGAUAAAUUGAUUACAGUUAGUAAUCAGGAAGGUGACACAUUAAGACAGACCUCACUGCGAUCAGAGCCGAGCAACAUGCAGUUUUCCACGAUGAAGAUCGAUGAGCGAACUGCACCUACUGAAAACACAUUAAGUGUGGUCGUUGGUAAGAAAGCUUUGCUUCUUUUUAAUCUGAAUGACCCAGAUAACCCAGUUGAUCUAGAAUUUCAGCAGCGCUACGGCACCAUUGUCUGCUAUAGCUGGUAUGGCAACGGCUACAUCAUGAUUGGUUUUUCACGUGGUGUUUUUGUGGUGGUUUCCACUCAUGUUCGAGAGCUUGGGGACGAGAUCAUUCAGACUUGUGAUCAUAAAGAUAGUCUAACUAGUAUUGCAAUAUCACAGACCAUUAAUAAAGCCGCUACCUGUGGUGAUAGCUGCAUUAAAAUUCAUGAUUUGUCAGAACUAAAAGACAUGUAUGCUAUAAUUAACCUGGAUGAGGAAAAUAAAGGGUUGGACACCUUGUCCUGGACGGAUGAUGGCCAGUUGCUGGCCGUGUCUACCCAGAGGGGCUCACUCCAUGUUUUCCUGACCAAACUCCCCAUCCUCGGGGACACCUGCAGCACAAGGAUUGCAUGCCUCACCUCCCUGCUUGAGGUCACAGUGGUCAACUCUGUUGAAGGAGAGCCACCAAUCACAAUUUCUGUUGACGUGGAACCCAGCUUCAUAGCGGUCGGUCUCUACCAUCUGGCUGUGGGGAUGAACAACCGAGCUUGGUUUUAUGUCCUCGGAGAGAAUGCCAUUAAGAAGCUGAAAGAUGUGGAGUACCUGGGGACAGUAGCUCGUGUUUGCCUCCAUUCCGACUAUGCCGCGGCCCUUUUUGAAGGCAGAGUCCAGUUACAUUUGAUAGAAAGUGAAAUGUUGGAUGCUCAGGAAGAACGCGAGACGCGACUUUUCCCACCGGUGGAUGAGAAGUGCCGCAUUUUGUGUCACGCACUGACUGGUGACUUCCUCAUCUAUGGGACAGAUACUGGUGUUAUUCAGUAUUUCUACAUUGAAGAUUGGCAAUUUGUUAAUGAGUAUCGACAUCUUGUUGGUGUGAAAAAGAUUUUUCCUGACCCAAAUGGAACCAGAUUAGUUUUCAUUGAUGAAAAAAGUGAAGGAUUUGUCUACUGUCCAGUCAAUGAUGCCACCUAUGAGAUUCCAGAUUUUUCACCAACCAUUAAAGGAGUUCUCUGGGAAAACUGGCCAAUGGAUAAAGGAGUAUUUAUUGCUUAUGAUGACGAUAAGGUGUACACUUACGUCUUUCACAAGGACACAAUACAAGGCUCCAAGGUUAUUUUGGCUGGCGGCACCAAAGUCCCCUUCUCUCAUAAACCUUUGCUGUUGUAUAAUGGGGAAUUGACCUGUCAGACGCAGAGUGGAAAGAUAAACACCAUCUAUCUCUGCACCCAUGACUUCCUUGACAAUGUAAAGGAUGUGGGGCCUAGUGACCGGAAACAAAUGCUGAUACAGACUUUAAUGCUGAAAAGGUUCGCUGAUGCGUGGGAAAUGUGCCGGGUUCUGAAUGACCAAGACUCCUGGGAUGAACUGGCCAAAAUUUGUCUCCAUCACAUGGAAGUAGAGUAUGCGAUCCACGUCUAUAGGACAAUAGGAAAUGUGGCCAUGGUCAUGUCUCUAGAGCAAAUAAAGGGCAUAGAGGACUACAGCCUUUUGGCAGGGCAUCUGGCCAUGUUCAUGAAUGAUUUCAACCUGGCUCAGGACCUGUACCUCGCGUCCACCUGUCCCAUUGCUGCCCUGGAGAUGAGAAGAGAUUUACAGCACUGGGACAGUGCUCUACAACUGGCAAAGCGUUUAGCCCCAGACCAAAUGCCAUUUAUAUCAAAAGAAUACGCUAUUCAGCUGGAGUUCACGGGUGAUUAUGUGAAUGCUCUGGCUCAUUAUGAGAAAGGGAUAACAGGUGAUAAUAAGGAACAUGAUGAAGUAUGUCUGGCUGGCGUGGCCCAGAUGUCCAUAAGAAUGGGAGACAUACGCCGAGGGGUUAACCAAGCCCUCAAGCAUCCCAGCAGAGUCCUCAAAAGAGACUGUGGAGCCAUUUUGGAGAAUAUGAAACAAUUUUCAGAAGCAGCCCAACUGUAUGAAAAGGGCCUCUACUAUGACAAAGCAGCAUCUGUUUAUAUCCGAUGUAAGAACUGGGUAAAAGUUGGUGAGCUGUUGCCGCAUGUUUCCUCUCCAAAGAUUCACUUGCAGUACGCCAAAGCGAAAGAAGCAGAUGGAAGAUACAAAGAAGCUGUCGUGGCUUACGAGAACGCAAAGCAGUGGAAUAGUGUUAUCCGCAUCUACCUGGAUCAUCUCAAUAAUCCUGAGAAGGCUGUCAGCAUUGUCAGAGAGACCCAGUCUCUGGAUGGAGCCAAAAUGGUAGCCAGGUUCUUUCUACAGCUAGGUGACUAUGGGUCCGCCAUCCAGUUUCUGGUCAUGUCUAAGUGUUACAUUGAAGCCUUCACACUGGCUCAGCAACACAACAAAAUGGAAAUCUAUGCAGACAUUAUUGGUUCUGAAGAUACUGCUAAUGAAGAUUAUCAGAGCAUCGCUUUGUAUUUUGAAGGAGAAAAGAAACAUUUUCAGGCUGGAAAGUUCUUCUUGCUCUGUGGCCAGUAUUCACGAGCACUAAAGCAUUUCCUGAAAUGUCCAAACUCAGAAGACAGUAUAGCAAUAGAAAUGGCCAUUGAAACUGUUGGUCAGGCCAAAGAUGAACUGCUGACCAGUCAACUGAUAGACCACCUCAUGGGUGAGAGUGACGGCAUGCCCAAGGAUGCCAAAUACCUGUUCCGUCUGUACAUGGCCCUGAAACAGUACCGAGAAGCGGCCCGGACUGCCAUCAUCAUCGCCAGGGAAGAGCAGUCUGCAGGAAACUAUCGGAAUGCACACGAUGUCCUCUUCAGUAUGUAUGCCGAACUCAGAUCUCAGAAGAUCAAGAUUCCCUCCGAGAUGGCCACAAACCUCAUGAUUCUGCACAGUUACAGACUCGUAAAGAUUCAUGUUAAAAAUGGAGACCACAUGAAAGGGGCACGCAUGCUUAUUCGGGUCGCCAACAACAUUAGCAAAUUUCCAUCACAUGUUGUGCCAAUUCUGACAUCUACAGUGAUCGAGUGUCACCGAGCAGGCCUGAAGAACUCCGCUUUCGUCUUUGCAGCUAUGUUGAUGAGGCCUGAGCACCGCAGCAAAAUAGAUACCAAGUAUAAAAAGAAGAUUGAGGCAAUGGUCAGGAGACCUGAUACAUCUGAAACAGAAGAGGCCACAACCCCAUGUCCAUUCUGUGAAUUUCUACUCCCGGAGUGUGGACUCCUUUGUCCUGGAUGUAAAAAUAACAUCCCAUAUUGUAUCGCGACAGGCCGACACAUGUUGAAAAAUGACUGGACCGUGUGUCCACAUUGUGACUUUCCUGCACUGUUCUCGGAAUUUAAGAUUAUGUUAAACACUGAGAGCACAUGUCCUAUGUGUUCAGAAAGAUUGAAGCCUGCUCAACUGAAAAAAAUCACAGACUGUACCCCCUACUUACGAACAGAAGUGGAGCAAUGAGCCUGCUGCUCAGAUAUAGAAAGUGCUUGACAAGAUAAUAUUUUUCCAGCGAAAGCUGUUUCUAUCCUGGUGGACUUAUAGAUGUCUCCUUCCCAGAUAAAGUAAAAGGUGACAUCUCCAGGUUACCACUGUUACCUUCUGUAGAGUGGGAAAACCAUGAAAUAACAUUGCUAUUCAUUGUAUUUUGUAUAUUUCCUACUCAGAAUCUUAUAUAUUCUGCACUGUAUUAGUUACCUACGACAUAACUGUAAAUAUUCAAAAUUUUGAUAACUUUUAUAUUUUGAAAUAUCUCCUUUAAAAUAAAACUGUUGGAUACUUGGAUUAACAGCAGACAGUUUUCACAAAUCAAGGCUGUUUAACAGAAUCACUUCUAAAAUAAAUCAACAUUUGAAAGGA